This is a messenger RNA of Rhodotorula graminis WP1, 807 nucleotides long. RefSeq lists its product as uncharacterized. Gene Ontology annotation, biological process: vacuolar acidification. Bases 1 to 807 code for a protein of 268 amino acids. The record is from RefSeq and is a predicted model, not a curated record. The transcript is spliced from 7 exons. Gene Ontology annotation, cellular component: vacuolar proton-transporting V-type ATPase complex; fungal-type vacuole membrane. Gene Ontology annotation, molecular function: proton-transporting ATPase activity, rotational mechanism. NCBI's taxonomy places the organism in Eukaryota, Fungi, Basidiomycota, Microbotryomycetes, Sporidiobolales, Sporidiobolaceae.
AUGAGUGGCAAGGGCGCACGCGAGAAUGUCUUCCCGACCCGCAUGAACUUGACCGUCACAAAGACCCGCCUCAAAGGCGCCCAGACCGGCCACUCGCUCCUCAAGAAGAAAUCAGACGCCCUCAACAAGCGCUUCCGCACCAUCCUCGGCAAGAUCGACGACGCAAAGCGCAAGAUGGGCCGCGUCAUGCAGCUCGCCGCCUUCUCGCUCGCAGAGGUCACCUACGCCACGGGCGACAUCAGCUACAUGAUCCAGGAGUCGGUCGCACAAGCCUCGUUCCGCGUUCAAGCAAAGCAAGAAAACGUAUCGGGCACCAUCCUCCCCGCCUUUGAGGCCGUCCGCACCCCGCAAGGCGACCCGCAGGCGGGAGGCGCAGCAGCUUUCGGCCUCACCGGCCUCGGCCGCGGCGGUCAGCAGAUCACGCGCUGCCGCGAGACGUUCGCCAAAGCUGUCGAGACGCUCGUCGAGCUCGCGUCGCUCCAGACGGCGUUCGUCAUCCUCGACGAGGUCAUCAAGAUGACCAACCGCCGCGUAAACGCGCUCGAGCACGUCGUCAUCCCUCGGCUCGAGAACACCAUCUCGUACAUCAACUCCGAGCUCGACGAGAUGGACCGCGAGGAGUUCUUCCGCCUCAAGAAGAUCCAGUCAAAGAAGAAGCGCGACAACGCGGCGAGGGAGAAGGAGGACGCGGCCAAGCGGGCCGCCGACGAGGAGGCCAAGUACGGCUCGGGUGCUGCUGCGGGCGGAGGAGACGAGGAGGGAGGAGGGGACUUGCUCAACGAGCGGGACGAGGACGUCAUCUUCUGA